This is a messenger RNA of Brenthis ino (lesser marbled fritillary), 723 nucleotides long. The record is from the annotation of a GenBank genome assembly. Lineage: Eukaryota; Metazoa; Arthropoda; Insecta; Lepidoptera; Nymphalidae.
AUGGUGGCGAAGUCGCAGUGCACGCGCGCGACCAUCGCGUCAAGGGCGAGCAGGUCGCGCAGCGUGCGCUCGCAGCGCUCCCCGCCGGCCAGCACGGCGGCGCGCGCGCUGCGGUCAAGCGCGGAAGCGGGCGAGCGCUCGCAGCACGCGCGCAGCCGCAGCUCGGCCAGGCGCCGCGCGCGCGCGCCCGCCCCCAGCGCGCACAGCGGUCGCACGUCGCGCCCCGCCAGCGUGCCGGCGCCGCUGCCGCCGCACGCGCCGAGCCGCUCGCGCUCGCACUCGGUGCUCGCGCCCUCCUCCUCCAGGUCGCACGCGCUCAGCCAGGGGUUGAGGCGCGCGAGCGGACUCACGGCCAGGCCCGCGGCCGCCAUCAGCAGCAGCAGCAGCAGCGGCGGCGCUCGCAUGGCGGGGGCGGCGCCGCUAGCGGGGGCCGGCCCGCCGGGCGCGGCGCUGCCUCAUACCGCAUCGCGCAUGGCGACCUACUCGCGCGGCCCGGGCCGCGGGGCCGCCGCGCGGGGUGGGCGCGCCGCCAUGUCGCUCGCUCGCCGCUCGACUGACUCCCCCCGGGCGCGCAUCGAUCGCCCCGCACCCCGCGCCUGCUGCGCGCGCCCCUACGGCCUCCGUCCUCGUUAUGUAACUUGCGCGCGCAACCCCGGCCCCGACCGCCUUCCGCCCCCGAUCUUCACAAGGCUGCCCUCUAGUAUUAAGCCGCCCAAAUUGAGU